AUGAUUUUACCAACGAAUUACUCUAAUGUUAUUAUAGAAAAAAGUGAAAACUUUAUAAAAUGUAGAUCAAGUUUAACAAAUUUAGAUGAUUGUAAUAAUUGGGUUGCUGAAUUUGGAAAAAUUAACCAUUUAAAAUGGAACUCAAGAUCGUCUAUGCCAAAUGGAAAAAAAAUUACUUGUUCAAAAAAAUUUGUUUGUCAUCAUAGUACUUUCCAAAAAGUGUCUAGGGAAGAAAAUAAAAAAGGUAAUUCUAAAAAUGCUAACUGUUCUGCAACUAUUACUUGUGUUAUAAAGCUUGAUACGUUAGCAACUAGAAAAUCAGACACUUUAAUAAAGAAUGGACUUCGUGGAAUUAUAACUAUAAAUAAUAAACACACCCAUAGUUUAGAUACUGCUGAAACUUUAAGAUUUAUACCAGCAGACUUAAAAUUAAAAAAUACAUUUUUUGAGUACUUCAGUUCCAAUAUGGGAAUUUCUGAAGCUCUUAAGUAUCAUGAGGAUAUUUUGGAGUUAAAAGAUAAUUUUUCAUUGGAAGACUUAGCAAAUGGAGCUAUUAAUCCAACAUAUAGAACAGUUCAGUAUUGGCAUGAUGAAUGGAGAAUUAAGAACUUGGGUCCACGUUCUGGAAUUGGAAUGAUUGAAAAAUUAAAAGAAAAAUUGAAUAUAUAUUCAGAACAAAAUGUAAUUGUCAAAUUUGUUGAAGAUCCAUUUGCUCUUCUUAUUGUUACUCCUCUUAUGCAAAGAGCUCAUGAAUUAAAAUCUUCAAAGUGGUAUAGUAUUGUUGAUAGCACUAGUGCAUGUGACGCUGAAACCAUCAAUAACCUUUAUAUUAACUCCAUGUGCAGCAGGAGCGGUACCAUUAGCAAUUAUAAUUACAAAAGGUCAAUCUUUUUUAGCAUAUAG
This is a messenger RNA of Macrosiphum euphorbiae (potato aphid), 903 nucleotides long. The record is from the annotation of a GenBank genome assembly. NCBI's taxonomy places the organism in Eukaryota, Metazoa, Arthropoda, Insecta, Hemiptera, Aphididae.